AUGUUUCCGGCGCGGCAAGAAGUUGGCCCCGCGGCGGCGGCGGCGUUCCAAUACGCGGCGGCAACCUGUUACCCGACCAGCUGCUCGCCGCCCCCGCAGUACGCCGGCUUCGGAACCGCCGUGCACGGAGGCCUGGUAGACGCCGUCGACUGGACCGGGGGUGGCGGUUACCGUUACGACGACUGGGCCGCGCUUCAGCAGCAGCAGCAGCCACAGCCGCAGAGUCUGUACGGAGGCUACGCGGUGGUUCCCGAACCGCCAACCACGAGCCCGGACUCCGGCCUGGCCCCGUCGGACCUUAGCGGCGGCACGCCUUCGCCGGGACUCGUGCAGCCGGUGUCCCGGCCCGCGCCGGCGAGGUCGCCCUACGAGUGGAUGAUGAAGCCAUCGUACCAGGUGCAGCCGAACCCCGCCACUUGCUGUGCCUUCAACACCGUCUGUGUUGCCAUCCCGCUAUUGGACGAAGCGGGCAAAACUCGGACCAAGGACAAGUACCGCGUUGUGUACAGCGACCACCAGCGGCUGGAGCUGGAGAAAGAGUUCCACUACAGUCGCUACAUCACCAUCCGGCGCAAGGCGGAACUGGCAUCAAUGCUGGGCCUAAGCGAGCGGCAGGUCAAGAUCUGGUUCCAGAACCGGCGCGCCAAGGAUCGCAAGCAGGCCAAGAAACAGGAGGAGAUGCUGCACCGAGAGCUGGUCAAGGCAGAGCCCGUUCCUACCGCCACGCUGCCGCCUUUCUCAGCAGCGGCGGCGCCUACCGAUGGUUACUCAUAGUGACACGCACACUCGUGGAUACACUUCUCUCUCUCUCCGCCGCGGGCGGCCGUCGUCAACGUACGGUUACGUAUGAGGGCCGCUAGGGGAGAAAUCUGGCGCUAGUGUACGUACGGGUUUUCUGACGUCGCAUUUCUAUAGGCCACCUGGGAGUUAGUUAUGGGAAUUAUGGUUUCAAAAUGCAUGGCUUGCCCUCGCCAUGCAUCCAAGCUGACAGAGAAGUGGUUGUUCACAGGGCUGGAAAACACGAUGUUCACUGAAGAGCGGAGACUGGGGCGUAGACGAGUAAGCGCUUUCUCUAAACGUAAAUUCGUUGCUACGAGGGAGGAUACAUUGCCCUGGUAUCAGUUUAUGCGGCCUUUAGCUUUAUCAAGGGAAUUCAACUGGAUUCCGUAAAUUCCCAGAAGUUAGCCGGGUGUUGUUACGUCACGUAUUCAAGUGUUUCGAACGUUGAUUUAUUGUGGAUUCUAUGUCAAGCCGAUAGCCAUGGCUACCGUGGCGGCUGCCAUGACGGUCACGGCUACCAUGACGAGUGGACAGCUGCUUCGCCAGAUUCCUCUCCAAGCAGUACGAAGCUGUACGGUUCUCGACAGACGCGCAGGCCAACGGGGCUCAUCGUGCAAUGGACAAUAUGCGCGCCUUUCAGAUGGCGCUGCAUGCCGCCGACAGCGGGACACUUAUUCUGUGCAUGGACAAAUGGUGCCACUGUCUAAGUUGAUGCGUGUGUUUACGGACCACAUGAUGGCCAUUUGCGACCUCCAAGCACUGUUUCUUUACAUGGGACAGUGUACAACCGACAGUGCGCGAACCUGUGCCUCAGGAAGAGGCCGUGCUGUGCGCAGUUUUAUCGGGUAAUGACAUUUUUUGUUUGUUUUCGAUGUUUGUGAAACUAAAUGAAGUUCGCACUCAUUA
Rhipicephalus microplus (southern cattle tick) is the source of this 1686-nucleotide messenger RNA. Its product is annotated as caudal type homeobox. Lineage: Eukaryota; Metazoa; Arthropoda; Arachnida; Ixodida; Ixodidae. Gene Ontology annotation, cellular component: nucleus. The record is from RefSeq and is a predicted model, not a curated record. Gene Ontology annotation, molecular function: RNA polymerase II transcription regulatory region sequence-specific DNA binding; DNA-binding transcription factor activity, RNA polymerase II-specific. Gene Ontology annotation, biological process: regulation of transcription by RNA polymerase II; cell differentiation; embryo development.